AUGGCCAUUGGUCGACUCCAAGCUGCGUUGGCUGCGGCAACGAAUGAAGUGACAGUGGCGGCAGCAAAUAUCAACUUCGAUUUCACCCUGAUCAAGUGCGAAGCGCCCAAAGAAUUCCAAGGACUGGGCAAUGUUCUAGCCAAGAAGCGCAAAGAAAACGCCGAAUAUGGCUCCAUUCACGUGCUGGCAAGGCAACUCGGCGCGCUUUUUGAUGGAGUCUGCCACCCAACUCCCGCACUACUGGAAGCAUACGGCAACCGAGCAUCUGCAAUCGCAAAAGCCUCACAAAAGACAUCGGAACCGUAUAUUGGCACCCCCUUUGGUGAAUACACCGGGGCUGACGGAACUUCCAUCUGGGCUGCCGCUACUUCUUCAAAAUGCGCUUUACACGUUCAUCUGCUAGCUUGUAUACUCGCGCGCAUGUGGACGGCAUCUGAAGCUGUUGCGAUAUGGACCGAGCUAGUAUCCGAGCGUAAGAAGGAAAUCGCUCGUAAAGUCGAUGAAGGCGAGCCAGUCGCAUUCGCAUUAGCAGCGGCAGUCGGGCAAGACAUAUCCCGUCCUCAGCUUGUUGCUUGGGACACCAGCGCCAGAGCCUGGCUAAGUACUGCCGACCAAUUCUCCUGCAACAAGCAAAAGCAACUCGAGUUGAUACUCAAAAACCUGGACCUCGCCGUGACUGAUGGCCCGGCUGUCUUUCCAAGCGUUACCAACACUUGGAAGAUAGCGCUUGCAACAAUGGAAAAGCUGGUGUGGGGUAUGCCGCAAGCAGUCAAUGACGGCGCUGCUCUGAUAGGUCUAUCUGCCUGGCACCUAUAUCCAGACAUGGUCUUAUACAGUCCCAAGUUUGUAGAGGUCAAGAUGGAAGAUUCGAAUGUCGCUGAAGGGGGUGUGCUAUCCCUGGGGGUUUCCCGAGGGCCGGACCUAUCGGAUCGCAAGCGUGGUGUACGUUGGUCCUUAUCACUGGCUCAGCUACGACACUAUGGACGGCCGGUGCAGGUGACAGCGGGUCUCAAAGCUGAUUCUAGGUUGACGUGGCCACAGCUCACUCUUGUUACCUUUGCAGCUAUACUUGAACAGUGGGAUUUGGACACAACCUUGCACGAACCGCUCGCCCAACUUCUGACGUCUCUUUUUCAACACGCAAAGCCAGGAUGGAAAAAUGAUAAGCAAAUGAUGCGAAGAUUCAAGAUACUAACUGGGCCGUCGAAGAUCCCGCAAUUUUCUCGGUACUCGUGA
Molecule: messenger RNA, 1236 nt
Organism: Exserohilum turcica Et28A
Lineage: Eukaryota; Fungi; Ascomycota; Dothideomycetes; Pleosporales; Pleosporaceae
Exons: 2
Coding region: 1-1236 (411 amino acids)
Source: RefSeq, a predicted model, not a curated record